Molecule: messenger RNA, 859 nt
Organism: Cuscuta epithymum
Lineage: Eukaryota; Viridiplantae; Streptophyta; Magnoliopsida; Solanales; Convolvulaceae
Source: the annotation of a GenBank genome assembly
AUAUACCUUUGUCACCACCACUGGUAACAAGGACAUCAUCAUGGUGGGAGACAUGAAGAAGAUGAAGAACAAUGCCAUUGUUUGCAACAUUGGUCACUUUGACAAUGAAAUCGACAUGCUAGGGCUCGAAACCUACCCAGGGAUCAAGAGAAUUACCAUUAAGCCCCAAACAGACAGAUUUGUCUUCCCUGAAACAGGAAAAGGUGUGCUUAUUUUGGCAGAGGGCCGUCUCAUGAACUUGGGUUGUGCCACCGGACACCCCAGCUUUGUCAUGUCGUGCUCGUUCACUAACCAAGUGAUUGCCCAGCUUGAGCUGUGGAAGGAGAGGGCUACCGGGAAGUAUGAGAAGAAGGUCUAUGUCUUGCCAAAGCAUCUUGAUGAGAAGGUUGCAGCCCUUCAUCUUGGGAAGCUUGGUGCUAAGCUUACUAAACUCACACCUGAGCAAGCUGCAUAUAUCAGUGUUCCAGUUGAGGGUCCUUACAAGCCUGCCCAGUACAGGUACUAAGCAGAGACGUUUCCCGGGAUCAAGAAGGGAGUGUUUUUUUUAUCUGAUCAGAAACAGAAGUUCUUUUUUUGUAAUUGUUGGGGACAUGUUGAGGUGUUUGGAUACUAGAAGCUGAGAUCUCUGAACAAGAGAGAGACCAUCUACGAUAUGUUGAAUAAGUUUUUGGUGGGGGAGGGGUCUUUUGGUAUUAUUGUUUCUUAGAUUGGUUUGAUUGCUCGCUUAUGUUGUUUCUUUUCUUUAAAAAAUGAAGGCCGGUUUUGUUUUCUUUGCUGCUUGUCCAAUCUUUUUCACUUUUUACAUCAGGAAAAACGUUAUGUAGGGUUGUGCUUCUGUUUUUCAAUUUCAUCUCAGUCA